AGUGCAGACACACAUGGACUACAACCUCCAGCAGACAGUCACUGUGUUAUUACACAAGGCCGGGGAUUCCAGCUCCUUUAUCCGGGAGGCAGUGAACAGCUCUCUAACAUCAAUGGUGGAGAAUGUCAGCCCUGGCCGCGCUCUCACAGCCCUGACAGAAGGAGGACUCUGCCACAAGAACACCAUAGUCUACAAGUAUCUAAGAAGCUUUGGAGCCAUCAUACAUGCCACCACAGCCAGAGCCUUCUUAUGUCAUGAAGAAUAUAGCCCUGGAGUGAUGAGCGCCUGGAUGAACGCUGCUGCCUUUGGGGUGGAUAAGCCUGCCAUAUCAUACCUCCAUUCCUCUGUCUAUAUCCAAGAUUGAUGGUAAUACAGAAGCUAGAAAGAAGCCACCUCCUUCCCAGCUGUUUUCUA
This is a messenger RNA of Bufo bufo (common toad), 414 nucleotides long. Its product is annotated as TOG array regulator of axonemal microtubules protein 2-like. The transcript has 2 exons. Bases 14 to 364 code for a protein of 116 amino acids. NCBI's taxonomy places the organism in Eukaryota, Metazoa, Chordata, Amphibia, Anura, Bufonidae. The record is from RefSeq and is a predicted model, not a curated record.